AUGGCGGACGAAGAUGUAGUGAUGACGGAUGCGCCCAAUGUCAGCGGCACAAACACCUCUGGUCCUUCUCGACACGCAGGAACGGUGAGCGAAGCCGCGAAGGCCGAUGCUGCCACUGCUAAAGACAAGGGCAACGAUGCUUUCAGAGCAGGCCAACACGACGAGGCGAUCAGGCUUUACACACAAGCCAUCGAGUCGAAUCCUCAGGAACCUUCGUAUUACACCAAUCGAGCAGCAGCGUACAUGAGCAAAAAGCAAUUCAAGCUCGCCUUGUCAGAUUGUCAGCAGGCUGCCGCUUUGCAAUCUUCAUCACCACAGGCCAAGACGCUCAUUAGGCUAGCUAGGUGCCACUUCUCGCUCGGCGAGCUGGACGCAGCCGACACUGUUCUCUCUCAGAUCACGGACGCGGGUGGCAUAGAUCCAGGUCUGGAUGCUGCCAAAUCGCUUCAGCAACAGGUCCGAUCGACUAGAUCUCAUCUCGAGACAUUCAGAAAGAGUUUAGAAUCAAAGGAUUGGAGUCAUGCGCAGAUGGCCCUCUCACAAGCUGAAAGGGCAGUCUCGGAAGUGCCCGUGGCAUGGCGAUUGCUCCGAGCAGAGCUCUUGCUCAGGAAGGGCGACAUGGAUGGAGCGAAUGGAUCAGUCUCGGAUGUGUUGAGGCUAGACUCUAAUCAGCCAGACGCUCUUUUCAUGCGCGCGCGGAUCCUUUGUGCGCGUGGCACAGAGAUGGACAAGGCUGUCAAGACUUGUCAAGCUGCUUUGAGGUCUGAUCCGGAGCAUGCUGGCGCUCGAGCGCUCCUCAAACGAUGCAGGAAACUCGAAGCUGUCAAGAAUGAGGCCAACGAAGCGUUCAAGAAGGGCAGCUUGCAAGAAGCGAUCAAAUUAUACACUGACGCGUUGCAAGCUGCUGAUGAAGCCAUCUCUGCCGAAGGAGAAGUGGCGGGCUUCAAGGCGCUCCUCUACUCGAACAGAGCGACAGCGAACUACAAAUUGGAAAAGUACAGAGAAGCGAUUGCGGAUUGCGAUGGCGCGCUCAACUUGAACCCAGGCUACUCCAAGGCCCUUCGCACGCGCGCACGCUCAAAGUUGAAGAACGAGAACUACGAGGAAGCCGUGCGAGACUUUAAAGCGGCAGUAGAAGAAAGUCAGGCUUCGGGCAACGCCACGGAGCUCAACGGCUUGAAGCAAGAGCUCAGGUCUGCUGAAGCCGAUUUGAAGAGGAGCAAAAAGAAGGACUACUACAAGAUUCUCGGCGUGCCCAAAGACGCGAGCUCAGCAGACAUUAAGAAGGCCUAUCGCAAAGAGUCGCUCAAACAUCACCCAGACAAGGGCGGAGACGAGGAAAAGUUCAAGCUGACAAACGAAGCUUUCAGUGUCUUGUCGGAUGAUCAGAAGAGGAGACGGCACGAUAUGGGAGCAGACGAUCCUGACAGCGAUUCACCUUUUGGCGGCGGAGGUGGAGGCGGGUUCCCUGCUGGAGGGUUCCACUUUGCCAAUGGAGGCGGAGGCGCAGGAGGGCCUGACAUCAACUUGGCCGACCUGUUCGGUGCGUUUGGUGGCGGCGGGGGAGGAAUGGGAGGAAUGGGAGGAAUGGGAGGAAUGGGAGGAGGAGGAGGAGGAGGAGGAAUGGGAGGCUUCCCUGCAGGCGGGAUGGGCGGCAUGGGAGGAGGAGGUUUCCCACCUGGAUUUGGAGGUGCUGGGAUGGGCGGCUCUUCAUUUGCUGGAGCUGGAGGUCCAUUCGGUGGAACAGGCCCCAGUGGAGGAACAAGAAGACAACAAUCGCGAUCCAACGCGCAAAAUCCCCCUGGUGGUUUCCAGUUCAACUUUGGGUGA
This is a messenger RNA of Ceraceosorus guamensis, 1830 nucleotides long. Its product is annotated as protein prenylyltransferase. Lineage: Eukaryota; Fungi; Basidiomycota; Exobasidiomycetes; Ceraceosorales; Ceraceosoraceae. Gene Ontology annotation, molecular function: protein binding. The record is from RefSeq and is a predicted model, not a curated record. The transcript is spliced from 5 exons. The coding region runs from base 1 to 1830 and encodes 609 amino acids.